AUGACUCACUUGACUUCAGUGUCGGACUUUCUUUAUUCGAUUUGUUCUCUUGUAGCCUCGUCCCAAAUCACCAGACAGACACGCCUAGGACAACCAUUACGAAAGCUAAACAUGUCAGCAUCGGCGCUGGCACUGAACUUCCAGGACCUAGAGGGACGUCAGUGCAUAGCAAGCACACAGAAGAGCGCCAGGUGCUUGGGCAAAUCUCCGGAAGGAUCUCUCAAAAGUGUUGAAAGGCAAUUGAGUAAGAUUCCUCUGACGGAACCAGAAAGCGUUGUAUCAGAAUCUACCGUCCGCCUUCUUAUCUGCAAUGCACAUACCGAGGAUGCCUUAAAUGCUCAGCUGGAGUCCUUGACAUCACACUAUGGCCCAAUACUACUGCAACAUGCUAAGGACCAUCCAUUUGCCCAGGUCGUAUCAUUUCGUCCUUGUAAAAGAAAUGCUAAGACCACAUUCGCAAAGAAACUGGAGAGUUCCAUCAAAGAGAACCAAUUUCCCACUGGCGUUCUGUAUGUGUUUACGUGGGAUGGUGUACCUGAUAUGUGCAAGAUUGGCUGUGCGAAAAGCGCUUCCGAUAAGAGGAUCAAACAAUGGAAAAGGUGCUAUCCUGGGCUGAAGAAGUGUCUCGAGGUUUCCUUCGUAUUUCCACAGAGAAUGGAGGAACUCAUUCAUCUGCAGCUGGCUGAAAACAGGUACGAACUGAACUGUGACGUGCAAUCAUGCAAGUCUAAAGUCCACGACGAAUGGUUCAAAUGCUUGCCUGACGAGGUGCGUCUUGCCAUCAAUAGAUGGAGGGACGUCAUCGAACACAGCUCACUCUACGACUCGGACAAAAGGCAGCUUACUCACAACUGGGAUGCGGCGCUGCAAUCUCUCUUGAAUAGCAACAGCAUGCAGCAAACUGCAGCCGAGCUGCUAGAAAGCAUGGAAGGAUCGGCUGCUKCUUUAGAGCACGGUAUGCUAGGAAUGUCUCUUGACUCGGCUGCCUAG
This is a messenger RNA of Ramularia collo-cygni, 990 nucleotides long. RefSeq lists its product as uncharacterized. The record is from RefSeq and is a predicted model, not a curated record. Lineage: Eukaryota; Fungi; Ascomycota; Dothideomycetes; Mycosphaerellales; Mycosphaerellaceae. Bases 1 to 990 code for a protein of 329 amino acids. The transcript has a single exon.